CCAACUAUUGGCGCAACCUAACAUUCUUCUUGACCGGGUUAGCUUUUUGAGAAAUCCUCGCGAGUCGCGUCUUUUGUACGUCACCCUACACAGACAAAAGAGUUUCAUCGGUCCAUGCCGUGUUUGUAAGCAUCUUCGUUCCUUGAGGUUCUUCCCUUUAUCUUUUGGAAUCUUAGGCAGAAGCGAGAGAUAGAGAGAGAUGGGUUCGCAGGAGGACGUGAGAUCGGUCUUGGAAGAUGGUCUUUUACAGAAUGAAAGCAGCAGCCAAUACACAGGGGAUGGCUCAGUUGACUUCCAUGGAAAGCCUGUUCUGAAGCAGAAUACAGGAAAUUGGAGAGCCUGCCCCUUCAUUCUAGGUACUGAAGGUUGUGAACGUCUCGCCUACUAUGGGAUUGCUACUAAUCUUGUUACUUAUCUUACCACCAAACUACAUGAAGGAAAUGCCUCUGCUGCAAGAAACGUUACCACUUGGCAAGGGACUUGUUAUCUUACACCCCUCAUUGGAGCUGUCAUAGCAGAUUCAUACUGGGGAAGAUAUUGGACAAUUGCUGCUUUCUCCACGAUUUACUUCAUUGGAAUGUGUACAUUAACACUUUCAGCAUCUGUUCCUGCCUUUAAGCCUGCUGAAUGUGUGGGUUCUGAAUGCCCGUCAGCUACUCCAGCUCAGUAUGGAGUCUUCUUUCUUGGGCUCUAUCUGAUUGCUUUGGGAACUGGUGGGAUCAAACCCUGUGUUUCGUCAUUUGGUGCAGAUCAGUUUGAUGAUACUGAUACAAGGGAAAGGGUAAAGAAGGGAUCCUUCUUCAACUGGUUUUAUUUUUCUAUCAAUGUUGGUGCUCUUAUAUCAAGCAGUUUCUUGGUUUGGAUUCAAGACAAUGCUGGGUGGGGUCUAGGAUUUGGCAUUCCUGCAAUUUUUAUGGGCAUUGCUAUUGCAAGUUUCUUUUCAGGCACUCCCCUCUACAGAUUUCAGAAACCAGGGGGAAGCCCUGUUACACGAAUGUGGCAGGUUUUGGUUGCAUCAUUCCGUAAGAGGAAUAUGGUGGUCCCUACAGAGAGUAAUCUCUUGUAUGAAACACAAGACAAAAUCUCUGCCAUUGAAGGAAGUCGGAAACUGGAGCAUACUGAUGAAUUAAAGUAAUCUCUCUUUUACUUUAUCCUGAAUUUGAACACUUUCUUCAGUCCUGAAAGUUGUUUCCAAGCCCUUAUUGGUAUUCUUUUAUCAUUGCUGAACUAGAUUGCUAACAUGCAUACAUAAAUGCAGCACGCACAUUAGCGCGUGUUUUGGAUACCCAUGAAAUGCGACCCCCUUUUUUUUAAACACUUGCACCGAAUUUUAGUAUUGUUGAAUUGGUAUCACUGAAUUCAGAAUAAUGAAUAGGAAUGAAGGCCCCUGGGUCUUUGCUCAAGUGGUAAAGGGGUGGGUGGGGUUUGUCUAGUCAUUUAUCUUUGGAUGGGUUACUCUUUUCAGCUCAACGAAAACUUGUGGGAUUAUUUUAGGUGCACUAGGGAGCAUGAUGAAAGAAAAUUUGUUUCAUGGAAGCUAAAUACGCUCUCAUGGUUGAGUAAGCAUGUGAUGUGAAAACAAUUUUUUUUUCUUCUUCAUAAGAGCUGUUCUUCUUGUUAGUUUUUUUAUAUUCUGUUACUUUUUACCCUUAUUGUUGUGGUUAUGUGCUAGGAAUCUUAUCAAAGUUUUCUUUUCUUGGUUUUAAUUCAUUUUAUCAGAGAGUAAACUACUGGAAAACCUUUUUUCAUGUAUUGCAUGCAUAUUAUUAAGUGAAAGACUUAUUUUAUAUGUUUUCUCUGCUUGGGAGGUAUUAUUGGAUUUCAUAUGGGGGAAUGUCACUGGGUGUAUUGUUUGUUUGUUUCUGCUUUCUUUGUUCUCCUCGAUUCUUGUUGCAUUUUCUUUGUAGAGCUCGACUAAUGUCCUGUUGUUUAUGUCCCAUACUUAGGGCUGGGUAUCGGUCGGUUAAGACCGGUUAAUGGACUUAUCGGUCGGUUAACCAAUAAGCUAUCGGUUAACCAAAUCUUAACCGAUUACUGACCGAUAAGAAGUCUUAACCGAAAAUUAUCGGUCAAAUCGGUAAUCGGUUAACCGGUCGGUUAAUCGUUCGGUUAAACCGGUUUGGGCUUUUGUGGGCUUUUUAUUGGGCUUUUUUACUGAUUGCUAAUUGGGCCAAAAAUUAAUUUGAGAAUUGCUAGAUUGAGU
Messenger RNA from Corylus avellana, 2203 nucleotides. Its product is annotated as protein NRT1/ PTR FAMILY 8.3. Gene Ontology annotation, cellular component: membrane. NCBI's taxonomy places the organism in Eukaryota, Viridiplantae, Streptophyta, Magnoliopsida, Fagales, Betulaceae. Gene Ontology annotation, biological process: oligopeptide transport; transmembrane transport. Gene Ontology annotation, molecular function: transmembrane transporter activity. The record is from RefSeq and is a predicted model, not a curated record.